Molecule: messenger RNA, 9564 nt
Organism: Oncorhynchus keta (chum salmon)
Lineage: Eukaryota; Metazoa; Chordata; Actinopteri; Salmoniformes; Salmonidae
Product: lethal(3)malignant brain tumor-like protein 3
Exons: 23
Coding region: 316-2805 (829 amino acids)
Biological process (GO): regulation of DNA-templated transcription
Cellular component (GO): nucleus
Molecular function (GO): zinc ion binding; protein binding
Source: RefSeq, a predicted model, not a curated record
UUUUUAGUAACAUGGUAUUCGUGCUCUUGUAUUCCCAUUAUCGCAUAUUUCAUUCUCCAAAUAUCCACAACGCAUCAAUAAUCAUUUGCUGGUGCUUUUAUUUCGAUGGCAACGUUAUGCGACAAAUAAUGGUUAAAUCUAUAAAUAUUUUGUUACUCAACCAGCUAAAACUUUCGAUAUUGCCAUCAUGUGUUCUUCAGUCGAGCUGGGGCACUCACUGCAAGCACUCGCUCAGAGCCACGCUCAUGCGCAUUGACGGCUGCCUGGGCAAUUUGUCAGUACUCGUGGGAGAAUUUGGAUAUCACCAUUUUUAAUAUGGAUGAGUCUACAAACAUCACAAAUGCAGUAACCCCUGAUUUUGAUGUGUAUGGUGCCAUGGACUGGAGUGAGGGUGUUGGGACCUUACCUGGGAGUGAGCUAAAGUUUAAGGUGAAUGAGUUUGGAGUCUUGGAGGUCCUAACAGAGGAGGGAGAUGAUGAGAGGGUGAAGAAGUCUCAUGCUACCACUACAUGGGCAGUGCCCACUGUUCAGGAGGCCCUCUCAGACAGUGCGUGUGUGGCGGUGAAAGAGGAGAGGCAGGAGGGUCAGUGGGCCCAGAGAGGCCUGGUGUGUGUGCGCUGCCAGAGGAAGGGCUCCCCCGUGGAUUUCCUGUCUGACUGCCUUCACUGCAGCGAGCGCUGUCUGCAGCAGGACCAGCAGGAUGAGCUGAAGCUGAAGAAAGAGGUGUCUAAGAGCAAUGGGGAGGUGGUGGGGAUCAGCUGUAAGAGGCCUCUGCAGCAGUACAAGGAGAGCCUAGCUGACAAGAUGGACACCACAGAGGUCCUGCCUGAGGACCAUGAUGAGGACUACGAGGAGAAAGACAGCAGGAAGACGACGCGUGGAGCUCCGCGAGGCAGGAGGAAGCGGAGGGGGGAUGCAGCCCUGCUGAGACACACUGUUCCAUAUGGAGGGAAGAAAAAGUCUUGGUGUUGGGCCUCCUAUCUGGAGCAGGACAAAGCCAUCGCUGCCCCCACUAAACUGUUCAAAGAGCACCAGGCUUUCCCCCAGAGUAAGAAUGGAUUCCGGGUGGGGAUGAGGCUGGAGGGUGUGGACCCAGAACAUCCCUCCAUGUACUGUGUGCUCACUGUAGCUGAGGUUUUAGGACACCGAAUACGGCUUCACUUUGACAAGAACUUGGACUGCUAUGACUUCUGGGUGAAUUCCAACUCUGCAGACAUCCACCCUGUGGGAUGGUGUGAGAAAACAGGACACAAGCUGCACCCCCCCAAAGGUAUGAAGGAUGAGGAGUUCGGCUGGUCGUCAUACAUCAAACAGAGCAAAGCCCAGGCAGCUCCCAAGGCCCUGUUUGAGAAUCAGAACACGACUGUCACCCCUUUAGGAUUCAGAAUUGGGAUGAAGCUGGAGGCCAUUGACAAGAAGAACCCCUCCUUCAUCUGUGUUGCCACAGUAACAGACAUGGUGGACAGUCGAUUCCUGGUGCACUUUGAUAAUUGGGAUGAGAGCUAUGACUUCUGGUGUGAUGCAACCAGUCCCUACAUCCACGCAGUGGGCUGGUGUCAAGACAACGACAGGAUUCUCACGACCCCUCCAGGUUACCCCAGUGUCAAGGAUUUCUCCUGGGGAAAGUAUCUGGAGGAGACCAACUCAUCAGCGGCCCCUGCCAGGGCUUUCAAAGGGAAACCCCCCCACACCUUCCUGCCACUCAUGAAGCUGGAGACGGUGGACAAGAGGAACCCCAUGCUUGUCAGAGUGGCCACCGUGGUAGACACUGAGGACCACAGGAUCCAAAUCCAUUUUGACGGCUGGACGGAUAAGUAUGACUACUGGGUGGACACAGACAGCCCAGACAUCCACCCUGCGGGCUGGUGUGCUAAGACAGGCCACCCCCUCCAGCCCCCGAUCAGUCCACAGGAGCUGUUUCAGUCAUCAGGGCAGGGCGGAUGUCCCACCCCAGGGUGUAAAGGUGUGGGCCACAUCAAAGGAGCCCGCUACUCUGGCCACCACAGAAACCACAUCUCCACUCUCCAUACACCUACAAUGAUGCAUCUGCAUCAGCUGGCUUUCUUACAGCAUAUACCCCUCCAGGUUGCGGUGGGAUGCCCAUACUCUGAUCUCAACAUCAACAAGGACUCAGUGCUGCCAGACCGUCUGAGUGGUGAGAUGCCAGGGUCAGGAGGACUGGGCCGACCCCGACGGGCAGAACCCAACCCAGAGAACCACCCAGCUCUAGCUCUCACUGCAGACAAGCACUUAAGCGCCAACACAAAUCACCUGGAAAAGCCUGGCAGGGGUGAGAUGGCUGGCAGCGGCAUGGCGAAACCCGUCGGCACAGAGCCCAAGAGGAGGGUUGGGCGGCCUUGCAAGCAGAAGAAGGUAGAGGAGCUGGUGGAGGAUGAGGAGAUGAAGAGUGAGGUGCCAUGCAUAAUUGAAACCAAAGUAGAGCUGACACUACAGGAAGCCCUUCACCAGUCAGUGUUCAUGCCAUGCACCUCGCCAUCCCCCAGCAGCACUCCUUUCUGCUGGGACCAGCACAGCAAGCUGCUACCCACCGUGGCUGGCAUCACUUCAAGCAAAGUGGCUGUGUGGACAGUGGAGGAGGUGAUUGAGUUCAUCCAAGGUCUUCCAGGCUGUAACGAACACGUGCACACUUUCAGAGAUGAGCAAAUAGAUGGUGAAGCCUUCCUUCUGUUGACUCAGGUUGACCUAGUGAGGAUCAUGAGCAUCAAGCUGGGUCCAGCCAUAAAAAUCUACAACUCAAUCUUGAUGUUCAAGACGGCAGAGGAAUCGGCAUGUAAUGAGCUCUAACGAAGGUCGGAGGCCACUAUUUUUACCCUGAGCAGAGCAGAGCCAGGAGAAGGAAGUCUACAGAUAAGGAUGUGAAGCACAAAGAACCAUUCUUCUUCCCAGAGGAAGCAAACUGAAUGCACAUGUGAAUUGCACAAGUUAUUUUUUUUAAGACAGCCAUAUUGCGUAUUGCGAAUAUCCAAUGUGAUUGACUCAUUGGAGAAAUGUCAUUUUCAAUCAUCAGCUCUAUUAUGUGUAAUAUUAUUGUACAGUAUAGGCUCUUUUUAUAUUAGUGUUGGGGUGGUGCCACGAGUAUGCUCGUUCUACCUAAAAACUAAAACUGGAAAUGUAGUGCAAAUGCAUCAGAUUUCCUUUAGUGCAUCACAAUCAGCAACUCUGACAUUUUCAUCAUGUAGAAAGUCCCAUCUGCACAGGGCUUUAGCUGUUCCGGUCUCUGGGAUGCUGAUGUCAUGCAGGUCAGAGAGAUUCUAACUGAGAAUGGAAGCUCAGUGAUUCCCCAGGUGAGUGGCACAGAGAAAUUAAUACAUUCAUUAGAAAGUCCUCAUGCUUUAAAAAAAAAUCCUUGUUACUUCUGUCUGGCUGCUGGGGUGGUGGUGCUGGUGGUGCUGGUGGACAAGGCUGUAUAACUGAGAGGAGAGAGGGAUUUGUAUUAAUUCACCAAACCAACAGGAACCAUACUGUAAAACAAGACAUCAGGCCCUGCAUUUAAUUUCCCUUUUGGUAAAUGCACCCACCUAUUAUGCUUUAUGGAUAGCCAUAUAGAGUACCUGUAUAAAGACUAACAUGGGUCACCUUGGUCUGGUUUCUCCAGUGUAUUGUACAGUCAUCUCCUCAUCAGUACUGUUCAGGCCCUAUGAAGCAGUGACAAGUGUCUGUUUACUUUAAGGUACUAACCCCAGGGAAGGGGUUUGGUUGAAUGAAUUAAAUCUAAAAGUAUUUCUUUACGUGGACUGUUGUUCACUUGUUUAUUUACAGUGCAUUCAGGUGGUAUUCAGACCCCUUGACUUUUUCCACAUUAUGUUACGUUACAGCCUUAAUCUAAAAUGUAUGAUUGAGUGUAGAUUCCUCGUCAAUCUACACACAAUACCCCAUAAUGACAAAUUGAAAACAGGUUUUUACAAAUGUUUGCAAAUGCUUAACAAAAAAAUAAAAAAACAGAUACUUUAUUUACAUAAGUAUUCAGACCCUUUACUAUGAGACUCAAAAUUGAGCUCAGGUGCAUCCUGUUUCCAUUGAUCAUCCUUGAGAUGUUUCUACAACUUGAUUUGAGUCCACCUGUGGUAAAUUCAAUUGAUUGGACAUGAUAUGGAAAGGCACACACCUGUCUGUAUAAGGUCCCACAGUUGACAGUGCAUGUCAGAGCAAAAAACCAAGCCAUGAGGUCGAAAGGAAUUGUGUCUAGGCACAGAUCUGGGGAAGGUUACCAAAACAUUUAUGCAAAAUUGAAGUUCCCCAAGAACACAGUGGCCUCCAUCAUUCUUAAAUGGAAGAAGUUUGGAACCACUAAGACUCUUCCUAGAGCUGGUCGCCUGGCCAAACUGAGCAAACGGGGAGAAGUGCCUUGGUCAGGGAUGUGACCAAGAAACUGAUGGUCACUCUGACAGAGCUCCAGAGUUCAUCUGUGGAGAUGGGAGGACCUCCCAGAAAGACAACCAUCUCUGCAGAACUCCACCAAUCAGGCCUUUAUGGUAGAGUGGCCAAACGGAAGCCACUUCUCAGUAAAAGGCACAUGACAGCCCGCUUGGAGAUUGCCAGAAGGUACCUAAAGGACACUCAGACAAUGGGAAGCAAGCUUCUCUGUUCUGAUGAAACUAAGAUUGAACUCUUUGGCCUGAAUGCCAAGAAUCACAUUCUGCAGGAACCUGGCACCAUCCCUAAGGUCAUGCAGUGUGGUGGCAGCAUCAUGCUGUGGGGAUGUUUUUCAGUGUCAGGGAAUGGGAGGCUAGUCAGGAUCGAGGGAAAGAUGAAAAGAGCAAAGUACAGAGAGAUCCUUGAUGAAAACCUGCUCCAGAGUGCUCAGGACCUCAGACUGGGGUGAAUGUUCACCUUCCAACAGGACAACAAUCCUAAGCACACAGCCAAGACAACGCAGGAGUGGCUUCGGGACAAGUCUCUGAAUGUCCUUGAGUGGCCCUGCCAGAGCCCAGACUUGAACCCGAGACCUGAAAAUAGCUAUGCAGUGACGCUCCCCAUCCAAUAUGAUAGCGCUUGAGAGGAUCUGCAGAGAAGAAUGUGAGAAACUUCCCAAAUACAGGUGUGCCAAGCUUGUAGCGUUAUACCCAAUAAGACUGGCUGUAAUCACUGCCAAAGGUGCUUUAACAAAGUACUGAGUAAAGGGUCUGAAUACUUAUGUAAAUGUUAUAUUUGACUUGUUGUUUUAUUAUACAUUUGCAAAAAUGUCUAAAAACCUGUUUUUGCUUUGUCAUUGUGGGUGGGGUAUUGUGCGUAGAUUUUUUUUUUCAACUUAACUUCAAACUUAUUAGGGCAACAUUCUCUGACAUCAUCCUCUGAAAAGGUAGAGCGCAAAAUUCAAAAAUAUUUUUCUGAAAUAUUUAACUUUCAUACAUUAACGUGUGCAAUACAACAAAUUAAAGCUGAACUUUUUUGUUAAUCUACCCAUCGUGUCCGAUUUCAAAAAGGCCUUACAGCGAAAGCACACCUUAUGAUUAUGUUAGGUCAGAACCUAGUCACAAAAACACAUACAGCCAUUUUCCAGCCAAAGAAAGGAGUCACAAAAAGCAGAAAUAGAGAUCAAAUUAAUCACUAACCUUUGAUCUUCAUCAGAUGGCACUCAUAGAACUUCAUGUUACACAAUACAUGUAUGUUUUGUUCGAUAAAGUUCAUAUUUAUAUCCAAAAAUCUCAUUUUACAUUGGCACGUUGUGUUCAGUAAUGUUGUGCCUCGAAAACAUCUGGCGAAUUUGCAGAGAGCCACAUGAAUUUACAGAAAUACUCAUCAUAAACUUUGAUAAAAGAUACAAGUGUUAUGCAUGGAACUUUAGAUAAACUUCUCCUUAAUGCAACCGCUGUAUCAGAUUUCAAAAAAGCUUUACGGAAAAAGAAAACCAUGCAAUAAUCUGAGUCCAGCGCUGGGACACAAAAACAAGCCAUACAGAUACCCACCAUGUUGUGGAGUCAGUAAAAGUCAGAAAUAGUGUUAUAAAUAUUCACUUACCUUUGAUGAUCUUCAUCAGAAUGCACUCCCAAGAAUCCCAGUUCCACAACAAAUGUUUGUUUUGUUCGAUAAAGUCCAUCAUUUAUGUCCAAAUACCUCUUUUUGUUAGCACGUUUAGUUCACAAAUACAGGCGCGGGCAAGUCCAGGCGGAAGUUCAGACGAAAAGUUCAAAAAGUUAUAUUACAGUUCGUAGAAACAUUUCAAAAGAUGUAUAGAAUCAAUCUUUAGGAUGUUUUUAACAUAAAUCUUCAAUAAUGUUUCAACCGGAGAAUUCCUUUGUCUUUAGAAAUGCAAUGGAACACAGCUACCUCUCACGGGUGCACGUGUGAUCAUGGCCUUCUGCCAGAGCUCUCAUUCUCUCCUCCUUCACAGUAGAAACCUCAAACAAGGUUCUAAAGACUGUUGACAUCUAGUGGAAGCCUUAGGAAGUGCAAUAUGACCCCAUAGACACUGUAUAUUCGAUAGGCAAUGAGUUGAAAGACUACUAACCUCAGAUUUCCCACUUCCUGGUUGGAUUCUUCUCAAGUUUUUGCCUGCUAUAUGAGUUCUGUUAUACUCACAGACAUCAUUCAAACAGUUUUAGAAACUUCAGAGUGUUCCCUAUCCAAAUCUACUAAUAAUAUGCAUAUCUUAGCUUCUGGGCCUGAGUAGCAGGCAGUUUACUCUGGGUAUGCUUUUCAUCAGAACGUGAAAAUGCUGCCCCCUAUCCCAAACAGGUUUUAACCAGGUAGGCCAGUUGAGAACAAUUUCUCAUUUACAACUGCGACCUGGCCAGGAUAAAGCAAAGCAGUGCGACACAAACAAGAACACAGAGUUACACAUGGAAUAAACAAACGUACAGUCAAUAACACAAUAGAAAAAAUCUAUAUACAGUGUGUGCAAAUGAGGUAAGAUUAGGGAGGUAAUGCAAUAAAUAGGCCGUUGUGGCGAAGUAAUUUAGCAAUUAACACUGGAGUGACAGGUGUGCAGAAGAUGAAUGUCGAGAUACUUGGGUGCAAAGGAGCAACAACAACAAAAAUAACAAUAUUUCGGAUGAGGUAGUUGGAUGGGCUAUUUACAGAUGGGCUAUGUACAGGUACAAUGAUCUUUGAGCUGCUCUGACAGCUGAUGCUUAAAGUUAGUGAGGGAGAUAUGAGUCUCCAGCUUCAGUGAUUUGUGCAAUUCGCUCCAGUCAUUGGCAGCAGAGAACUGGAAGGAAAUGUGGCCAAGGAAAGAAUUGGCUCUGGGGGUGACCAGUGAAAUAUAGCUGCUGGAGCAGGUGCUAUGGGUGGGUGCUGCUAUGGUGACCAGUGAGCUGAGAUAAGGCGGGGCUUUACCCAGCAAAGACUUAUAGAUGACCUUGAACCAGUGGGCUUGGCAAAGAAUAUGAAGCGAGAGCCAGCCAACAAGAGCAUACAGGUCACAGUGGUGGGUAGUAUAUGGGGUUUUGGUGACAAAACAGAUGUCACUGUGAUAGACUGCAUCCAAUUUGCUGAGUAGAGUGUUGGAGGCUAAUUUGUAAAUGACCGGUAGGAUAGUCAGUUUUAUGAAGGUAUGUUUGGCAGCAUGAGAGAAGGAUGCUUUGUUGCGAAAUAGGAAACCGAUUCUAGAUUUCAUUUUGGAUUGGAGAUGCUUAAUGUGAGUCUGGAAGGAGAGUUUACAGUCUAACCAGACACCUAGGUAUUUGUAGUUGUCCACAUAUUCUAAGUCAGAACUGUAGUGAUGCUGGACGGGCGGGCGGGUGCGGCCAGCGAUCGGUUGAAGAGCAUGCAUAUAGUUUUACUUGCAUUUAAGAGCAGUUGGAGGCCACGGAAGGAGAGUUGUAUGGCAUUGAAGCUUGUCUGGAAGUUAGUUAACACAGUAUUCAAAGAAGGGCCAGAAGUAUACAGAAUGGUGUCGUCUGCGUAGAGGUGGAUCACAGAAUCACCAGCAGCAAGAGCGACAUCAUUGAUGUACACAGAGAAAAGAGUCGGCCCGAGAAUAACGUUUUUAUUUUAUUUUACCCUGUUCUCCCCAAUUUCGUGGUAUCCAAUUGUUUAGUAGCUACUAUCUUGUCUCAUUGCUACAACUCCCGUACGGGCUCGGGAGAGACGAAGGUUGAAAGUCAUGCGUCCUCCGAUACACAACCCAACCGAGCCAAACUGUUUCUUAACACAGCGCGCAUCCAACCCGGAAGCCAGCCGCACCAAUAUGUCGGAGGAAACACUGUGCACCAGGCAACCUUGGUUAGCGUGCACUGCGCCCGGCCCGCCACAGGAGUCGCUGGUGCGCGAUGAAACAAGGAUAUCCCAAACGGCCAACCCCUCCCUUACCCGGGCAACGCUAGGCCAAUUGUGCGUCGCCCCACGGACCUCCCGUUUGCGGCCGGUUACGACAGAGCCUGGGCGCGAGCGCAGAGUCUCUGGUGCCACAGCUGGCGCUGCAGUACAGCGCCCUUAACCACUGCGCCACCCGGGAGGCCCCGGCCCGAGAAUUAAACCCUGUGGCACCCCCAUAGAGACUGCCAGAGGUCUGGACAACAGGCCCUCAGAUUUGACAUACUGAACUCUGUCUGAGAAGUAGUUGGUGAACCAGGCGAGGCAGUCAUUUGAGAAACCAAGGCUGUUGAGUCUGCCGAUAAGAAUGUGGUGAUUUACAGUGUCGAAAGCCUUGGCCAGGUCGAUGAAUACGGCCGCACAGUAGUCUUUUAUCGAAGGCGGUUAUGAUAUCGUUUAGUACCUUGAGCGUGGCUGAGGUGCACCCAUGACCAGCUCGGAAACCAGAUUUUAUAGUGGAGGUACGGUGGGAUUCUAAAUGGUUGGUGAUCUGUUUGUUAACUUGGCUUUCGAAGACCUUAGAAAGGCAGGGUAGAAUAUAUAUAGGUCUGUAACAGUUUGGGUCUAGAGUGGCUCCCCCUUUGAAGAGGGGGAUGACCGUGGCAGCUUUCCAAUCUUUGGGGAUCUCAGACGAUACGAAAGAGAGUUUGAACAGGCUAGUAAUAGGGGUUGCAACAAUUGCAGUGGAUAAUUUUAGAAAGAGAGUGUCCAGAUUGUCUAGCCCAGCUGAGUUGUAAGGAGUCCAGAUUUUGCAAAAGGACAAAAGAGAUUGAAAUGUACACACAAAAAAAAACUGAAAAAAGACAAUAUUUACAUGGGAUGAAAACAAACACAUCUUACUGUUGUGCCAUCUUGGAUUUUUGUUUUUGAUUAAGGGGAAAAAACUAUCUAAUCCAUUAUAGAAAAAGGCUGUAACGUAACAAAAUGUGGAAAAAGUCAAGGGGUAUGAAUACUUUCCGAAUGCACUGAGAACUUGCAUUUAAAGCAAUCACUAAAUAUAAUUGAAUGGAUACAUUGCUGAUCAUCUCAAAGAGCAUACUUAGUGCCCUUGAAAAAAGUUGACUUUAAUAUGCUAUUUCUAUUUUCAAUGGGCUUUACUGAAGCCUAAAGAGAAAAUGUUUUGCUUUUAUUGAUUUAAUAAUGCUUUUUCUUUCUUGAGUGAGACUGCUGUGUAUAGAAUUAUGCAAUGCAAUGUAAAUGAGAAAAGAGCUUGCCAUUUUUGUAGUGUAAUAAUGAUGAAACCUUUAUUCCACCUGUAUUGAUUCACAAAUAAAUACAAUGAGAAGUACA